Messenger RNA from Hymenoscyphus albidus, 974 nucleotides. NCBI's taxonomy places the organism in Eukaryota, Fungi, Ascomycota, Leotiomycetes, Helotiales, Helotiaceae. The record is from the annotation of a GenBank genome assembly.
AUGAAAUCUCUCGUCAAACACUGGACGACGAUGGAGACUUCCAUUGCGGCCAUUUCCCAGAUUCAGGAUUUCGUCGAGACGACUCCGCAAGAAUCUCCGUCACGGAAUGGGAGCACAGGAUUUAAGCCCGAAAUUGAUGCAAACGGAGGCAUGGCACUCACUUUGACUCAUGUGUCGGCGAAGUAUUCGUAAGUUGAAGGCUGAGAACGCGGAGGGACAUAUUAUUGAUCCCUUUCAGAGUCAACGGAUCAAAUGUCUUGUCAGAUCUCUCACUCAACAUCGCACCGGGAGAAAAGGUCGUUAUAUGCGGCAGGAGCGGCAGGUAAGUAUCUCAUCUUCUGUCUCCCUCCUUUCACACCAUCGCAUUUCACACAAUUCUAACCCCUCUCUCCCAACAGCGGUAAAUCCUCCUUCCUAAACGUGCUCCUAAAAAUGAUACACAUCACCGGCGACCUACACAUCGGCCAUCAACCAUCUUCCUCAUUCGGCAACCAAGAACUCCGCCACAACCUUAAUACCAUUCCACAGGACCCGUAUUUCUUCCCCGGCAUAAUACGCAAGAACCUCGACCCAGAUUCGAGCUCAUCGGAUGAAGCGAUCGACGCCUUGAUCAAUAGAGUGGGUCUUGAGAAUGAAAUUGCCAAAUGCGGAGGAUUGGAGGGUGAACUUGCCAUUGAAAGCUUUUCGGCGGGCCAGUUGCAGUUAUUGAGUCUUGCGAGGGGGGUGUUGAAUCCGAGGGGUUUGUUACUUCUUGAUGAGGCUACGAGCAGGUAAGGCCAUCCAUCCAUACGUUGUUUGUUUUCGAAUAUCUUUUAUGCUUUACUAAUUCUAGGAAUAGUGUGGAUUACGAGACAGAUAAAAAGAUGCACGACAUGAUUUUUGAGGAUUUCGCAGACCAGACGGUGAUUUGCAUCGCAGAGAUGAAUUAUAUCGCUUUGAUCGUAUGGUGGUGGUGGAUCAAGGGAGGGUUGUGA